Molecule: messenger RNA, 2460 nt
Organism: Lytechinus variegatus (green sea urchin)
Lineage: Eukaryota; Metazoa; Echinodermata; Echinoidea; Temnopleuroida; Toxopneustidae
Product: putative nuclease HARBI1
Exons: 1
Coding region: 411-1712 (433 amino acids)
Source: RefSeq, a predicted model, not a curated record
ACAACGGCUUGCGACUCGAAAUUUUUCCCGUUGUACGACUCGUUGUAGCCGUUGUACCACUUAUUGUACGAUCCAGAUGCGACAAAAUGGUCGCAUCUCGGUCGGGAAAAAAAACCGUGCUGCUGCGAUAUUUUGAGCGACUGACGCGAUGAAAAAUAAUUGCACGACAGGCAGUACGAGUGUUGUGCGACUUUGCACGCACUCGUAAGACCCCGAACGAGUGUUGCACGAGUAUUUUCAUGUCGUACGAUGAUGCAUCCUGUCGUACGAGUCCGUUGUACCACCCUAAGACUAUUGGAAGACCUGUCUUGCCCCCUUUGCAACGUUGUACGAUUUUUUUUCACCCCCAAUAUAAGCUCGAGAACUCCUGAGCUUUCAUCCCAAAUGUCUGGACCAUCCAUACUGUAAACAUGGCUGCUGCUCGACCAAUAGCUCCUGGGAGGCUCUUGCAUUUGCUAAGUCUGAGAAGGCAAAUCCAAAACGUUCAAGACAGACAUGUCAUAUUGAUGGCCUUACUCAUCCGUAGACGUCAAAGACAUGCAAGGCAAAGAAGAAGGUGGUGGGUCAAACCCUGGAUUGAGAGACGUGUGCUGUUUGGACAGUAUGAUAAUCUGAUGACGGAGUUGCAGAGAGAAUGUCAGGGUGACUUCCUGAACUACAUGAGGAUGCCACCAGAAACGUUCCUUGAACUGUUGCAGCGCAUCACUCCGAGGAUAGAGAAGUCCUAUCGCUACCGGCAGCCACUGGAUCCUGGGCUCAAACUGGCCAUCACCUUGAGAUAUCUUGCGACCGGCAACAGCUACAAAACCCUGCAGUAUGCCUUCCGUGUUGCCCAUAAUACCAUCUCUCUGUUUAUACCAGAGGUGUGCCAGGCCAUCAUCAGUGAAUACCAAGAUGAAGUAUUUUCCUGUCCAACUACCCCAGAUGAAUGGAGAGAAGUGGCCCGGACUUACGCUGACAGAUGGAACUUUCAUCAUGUCUGCGGAGCCUUGGACGGAAAACACGUGGCCAUCAGAAAUCCACCAGGCUCUGGUACGAUCUACUACAACUACAAGGGUUUCUACAGCCUCAUCCUCUUGGCCCUAGUUGAUGGCAAUUACAAGUUCCUCUGGGCUGACGUUGGUAAUCCCGGUUCAUCAUCGGAUGCCCAGGUCUUCAACCACAGCCCGCUGAGACGUGGACUGGAGAAUGGUACUCUUGGCCUGCCAGAUCCAGAGCCCCUGCCAGAUGAUGACCGAGACACUCCUUACUUCUUAAUUGGGGACGACGCCUUCCCUCUCAGGACAUGGAUGCAGAAGCCGUACUCCAACCGUGAGCAGACCGACGAGGAGAGAACCUUCAACUACCGUCUCUUGAGGGCUCGCCGUGUGGUGGAGAACAGCUUUGGCAUCCUUGCCCAUCGCUGGAGAUGCUUGUUGAGUACCCUACAGCUUGAUCCAGAAAAAGCCAGGACAGUCAUUAUGGCCUGCAUGUGCCUCCACAACCUAAUGAGAGAUCGUUUUCCUGGGCUUCAGAACAUUGACGUUGACCAUGAAGAUGAGUUGGGCAACCACAUCCCUGGGGCAUGGAGAAACGCAGCAGUUCUGCAGGAUGUUGAACGAGUUGGCGGAGGCUACCAGGCAAACAAAGAGGGCAAGAAGCUGAGAACUUACCUGAAGCACUACUACAACAGUCCAGUUGGAAGCCUGCCCUGGCAACAACACAUGAUAUAGACUGCCACUUGGCGCACUACUUGGGAUAAAGCACAGACUCUGCCAUAAAAAUGGCAUGUAAACUUCGAUCAUGAUUUUGUGGAAUGAAUCAUUUCAAAGUAGAAAUGAAUGACCAUGUCAACAGUUAUUUUAAACAUACAUUACUUUUACAUCGAAAGGUAGUUUGAAAUUUAAAAAGUUAACUCUCCUUAAUAACAUGUGUUUGAAAUAAAAUAAUGAAGGAGAACAUGUUUGAAAAAAUGUGAUUUAUGAGAAUAAAAAAGAUGUACAGAUAUAACAUAUUUUCUUUUGUCAUUAAUCAUGUUGUUUUAAACAUGAUAUAUAUUUUUCAAAGACAUUUUAUUAACGAUAAUUAAUUUUAUUGACCAUGUUAAUGUUUAAAAUAAAGUUUGAAAUAAAUGUUCCAAAAUGGGUCAGUUGUAAAUUAAAUUGAGAGAGUUCAUCAAGUAACAAUAACAAUCCAAACAAAAGUUCACUGUUCAUUUUCUUUAUUUGACAAGUCUGACAAGUUCAAAUGGAUGAUGAUUGAUGUGACGGCGCUGUUGCUGCCUCCUUGAUUUAGUGGAAUGAAUCAUUUCAAAGAAGAAAUGACUGAUCAUGUCAACAUUUAUUUUAAACAUACAUUACUUUUACAUCGAAAGGUAGUUUGAAAUUUAAAAAGUUAACUCUCCUUAAUAACAUGUGUUUGAAAUAAAAUAAUGAAGGAGAACAUGUUUGAAAAAAAUGUGAUUUAUGAGAAUAAAAAAGA